ACUAUUUUUUUUCCUUCUUUCUUCUUCAGCCCGAUUCUGCUCUUCUUCUUCUCCUCCCCUGCACCGAACAAAACCCAGCCACCACCGACAGCCCUCCUUUGAAGAAAAACCGAGAAAAUCCCGGAUCUGCUUUGUUCCUUCCUUCCUUCCGUCAGCUGCUCUUGCUUGUGGGUGUGAUUUUUCCGGUUCUAGUAAGAGGAAACAGCCCCUAAUUCCUUUGUUCUUCCUUGAAUUGGCUUAGAUUAACUUUGAUUUCUCUUGGUUUCUCCAAUUUUUGGGAUAGAUCCCGAAUUUCUCCCCAAAUUGCCGCCGGCCUUCCCUUAGCUUGCAGCUCCGGUUUGCUUGCUGGAAUUCUGGUUCUUAAGUGUUCUGUCACCCGAGUACUUGGCUUAAGUUUAUGGUAUUACGUGAUUUGAGGUAAGUAAAUUAUGGUAAUGUCCUUCGAUUUUAAAGCAUAUUUUAACUUGUUUUUGAAAUGGUGGCGGGGCUAAACCUGUUUUACACAAAUAUGAGCAUGACUGAUUUGAAAUGAAAUUAUUAUGUUUUCCAUUGAAUUGAGCAUGCCUACUUGAAGUUUAUUUAACUGCCCUGAUGAUCUGGAAAUGAUGUAUAAAAUAUGAUUUUUCUGUUAACUUCUGCCUGUUUUGUCUCCGAUGUGGUCAUGUUAUUAGUGACCUUGCUAGUGGGGGUUUAUAAACGCUAGCACAUGUCAACAUGUUAUUGAUAGAAUCGGUUCGUUUGAGUGACCCUGCUAGUGGGGGUUAUACACCAGCAAAUAGUGCGCCUGCCAGUGGGUGGUUUACAACACUGGCCAUGACCUAUAGAGGAGACGUCUAUUUCAUGCCCGUACUCGUAUCUGUUUUUCGUGAUUAUACUUGUUGGCAUGCUAUAAGUUUAAUUAAGGGCUAUCCAUAUUUACUUACUGAGUUAUCUAAUAGUUUUUCCUUAUCCACAAUUUUAGGAAGCGAAGUCAAGGACGAGGGAAAACGAGCGGAGUGACAAGUUAGAAGGCUAGCCAUCUUGUAAAUUAAACAUAGAUUUUAAAUAAAAAUCGUGAUCUUGUAAGCUAGAUUGUAUUUGGAGAUUUUGAUAUCAGAGCAAAUAUUAAAAUUUUAUCUUCAGA
Messenger RNA from Rubroshorea leprosula, 1123 nucleotides. The record is from the annotation of a GenBank genome assembly. NCBI's taxonomy places the organism in Eukaryota, Viridiplantae, Streptophyta, Magnoliopsida, Malvales, Dipterocarpaceae.